AUGUCUUCUACUGAAGAAGAGACACAGGUUACAAGCCCCAAAGACACAGAACAGGAGAACUGGUGUGUCAUCAAAAAGGUAGCUGAGCUGCCCUUGGUCAGCUCUACCUACGAGAUGGUUUCUUCAACUUACACAUCUGCCAAGGAGUCCCAUCCAGCAAUCCAAGCUGUCUGUGAUAUGGCAGAGGUGGGAGUCAAGUCUAUUGCUACUUCUGCAGUGAGUGGUGCCCAGCCUCUUCUGGAUAAAUUUGAGCCUCAAAUUGCUGCUGCCAACAACAUUGCUUGUAAGAGCCUUGACAAGCUGCAGGAGACUGUGGAAAAGGUGGUAUCAGAUGCCAAAGGCCUGGUUUCAGAGUCCUUAGGACCUGUUUAUACUAAAGUCACAGAAGCUGCCCAGGGAAGCUUGGAGAUGGCCCGGACUACAGUGAUGAGUGGAGUGAACACCAUGAUGGAGACAAGCAUGGGACAGAUGGUGGCUGAAGGUGUUGACCACAUGCUAGAGAAAUCAGAUGAACUCAUAGAAAACUAUCUCCCCAUAACAGAUACAGAGCUGGCUGCCCUUGCGGCCUCUGUGGCACUAGAUGAGCAGGCCGUGGUCGCGCCCCUUCAAGUGCAGCAAGAGGAACAGAGCUACUAUGUGCGUCUGGGCUCCCUCUCGGCCAAGCUUCGUUCCCGAGCCUACCAGCACUCCCUGGAAAAGCUGCGGACAGUCAAGCUAGCUGCUGAGGAUAUACUCUUCCACCUUGAACAAACCAUGUUUUUGAUGAAGUAUCUCAAAGGGAGGCUGGAUUCAAAAGUUCAUAAUGGCCAGGAGAUGCUGUUGCGGAUGUGGAAGCAGUGGUACCGUGGUCCAGCAGGACAGAACCAGACUGGUGAACUGACUCGGACAGAGAUGGAAUCCCAGGCUCUGAAUGUGUCCCAGAACGUUGCGCAGCAGAUGCAGGCUGUCUGCAAGAACCUCCUGUCUAACAUGCAAGGCCUCCCUGAUGCCCUCAAAGAAAAGGUUCAGAUAGCUCAUGAUGACAUGAAGGAGUUGCAGGUUGCCCUCUCCAGCACCAAAUCUAUCCAAGACCUUCCUGGUGGCGUCCUGAACCAGAGCCCAGAGAAGAUUGACAAGGCGCAAGAAGCUGUACAUGAGGUCAUGGAGUAUGUGACGAAGAACACUCCCCUCAACUGGGUCGUUGGGCCCUUUGCUCCUGCUGGUUCUCCUGCAGCAGAGUUACCAAAACCGGAAGAGGAGGCCAAGGUGGAUGCCUAA
Messenger RNA from Varanus komodoensis (Komodo dragon), 1257 nucleotides. RefSeq names its product perilipin-3-like. The transcript is spliced from 8 exons. Gene Ontology annotation, cellular component: lipid droplet; cytosol. Lineage: Eukaryota; Metazoa; Chordata; Lepidosauria; Squamata; Varanidae. Gene Ontology annotation, biological process: positive regulation of triglyceride storage; lipid storage. The coding region runs from base 1 to 1257 and encodes 418 amino acids. The record is from RefSeq and is a predicted model, not a curated record.